Messenger RNA from Bactrocera tryoni, 1436 nucleotides. RefSeq names its product small RNA 2'-O-methyltransferase (gene Hen1). NCBI's taxonomy places the organism in Eukaryota, Metazoa, Arthropoda, Insecta, Diptera, Tephritidae. The record is from RefSeq and is a predicted model, not a curated record. Gene Ontology annotation, cellular component: cytoplasm; nucleus. Gene Ontology annotation, biological process: piRNA processing; siRNA processing; RNA methylation. The transcript is spliced from 4 exons. Bases 84 to 1319 code for a protein of 411 amino acids. Gene Ontology annotation, molecular function: RNA methyltransferase activity; O-methyltransferase activity.
AUUCCUCUUCACUGUCCUCGACAGCUUAUAAACAAAAAGCGGUUAAUUUGCCAUAAUAUAAUAUAAAGUCAGGACGUAAAAGUAUGUUUAAUUAUAAAUUACCGAAUGGCGGUCUGCACGCUCGUUGUUACAUUAAUUCCAAUGGUGAAAUUAAAUUUGAUCCGCCAGUAUAUGAGCAGCGAUAUACCACAACCAUACGCAUAUUGGAAGAUCCACAUUGGGGGCACAAAUUUAAAAAAGUGGUAGAUUUCGGAUGUGCUGAAAUGCGAUUAUUGUCAUUGCUUCGCCGUACAGAAGGCAUAGAACAUAUUCUAGAGGUUGACAUUGAUGAAAAUUUAUUAAGGAGCUAUAAACAGAGAGCAGAACCCUUGGUAUCGGACUACUUGAACAAACGUGAAACUCCUUUGCGAAUCGAUUUAUUACAAGGAAGUAUUGACACGCCGGCUGAACAAUUGUUGAAUGUAGACGCAGUUAUCGCAUUGGAAAUAAUUGAGCACUUGUACCCAAAAACACUAGAGAAUAUUCCAAAAAAUAUUUUCGGUUUUAUGCAGCCUAAACUAGCAAUAUUUUCGACACCAAAUUCAGAAUUUAACGUACUUUUUGAGCCGUUAUUAGCAAAUGGUUUCCGACACGAUGAUCACAAAUUCGAAUGGAAACGAUCUGAAUUUCGGGACUGGGCAUUAAAUAUUUGUCAACAAUAUCCAAAUUAUAAGGUUGCUUUUAUGGGUGUUGGGGAUGCGCCACCAGAUAGAAAAGAUAUUGGCAACGUAACUCAAAUGGCAAUAUUUGCACGUUGUGAUUUGCUGAACCCUUCUCUUCAUAAUGAGUUACUUCCCAGCAAAGUCGCAGUAGAUUGUGGUCCCGAAGCAGAUGUUCGAUACAAAGAAAUAUUUACUGUAGACUUCCCAGUUUAUAUUGAUGAACGUAGUAAAGACCAAAAAAUUUUGGAUGAGGCGCGCUACCAAAUCAGUCGUUGUCGACGUAUUGAUAGAUAUUUCAAUUGCGAUUUACGUGUGUAUGAAGUACCUCUAAUAGUUUUAAGGGACUAUAUUGAAAAUAUUGGCGCUACAAUGCAGGAAUUGCUUGCUGUUCUAAAGAAAAAUGAUAUUGAGGUAAAAGAAGAACACAUCAUAUUACCCGAAUAUGAUGAGGAUGAUUUUAGUUAUCGUCAAUAUGAUGAUUGUUAUGAUGAGGAGUUGGGAGUGUGGAAUGAUGCUGGAUAUGAUGAGACCGGAAAUGACGACGAACGUGGCGCAUGCGGUGGAUAUUCACAUACUAAAGCAGACACCAACUAUGAUGCUGAGGAAAAUUGGGAUUAAAAGAAAGCAAGUAGGGGUUUAAUUUAGUUACAACACAAUUAAUAAGUGAUUAUUAUAUGUACUAAGAAAAUGAUAAAAUUAAAUAAAGUUGAUAAAUACUAUGUAUGAAAAAAAAAU